AUGGAAUCAGAGAGUGCUCAAGUGUAUCCUGAGUCUUCUCCCAUUCCUCUUUCAAAAGUUGCAGAUCCAAGGCCUGAACCAAUUAAAUCUUCUCAGGAUUCUAGACCUGGUCCCAGUACAUACCAACACCUACAUAUUCCUAUGAAAAUGAUGGAAGAUUUUUUAAGACUAGCUUCCGAAAACACACAGAAAAACUUAGAGACAUGUGGUGUUCUUGUAGGCUUCCUGAAAAACUGGAUUUUUCAUAUCACUACAGUUAUUAUCCCAAAGCAGGAGUCAACUUCAGACUCGUGUUCAACAUUGAACGAAGAAGAAAUAUUUGAAGUUCAGGACAGCUUAUCACUGUUUCCUUUAGGCUGGAUACAUACACACCCAUCACAAACUUGUUUUGUGUCAUCCGUGGACCUGCACACCCAUUACUCAUACCAGGUAAUAUGGCAUUAUUAUUAUUAUUCGAAUUCUGUGACUAUUCACAUUGUAGAUUUUGCUGGAGCAGUCUAUAAAGAAGAUAAAAGAGCAAAUAUCAUGAAUAUUAAUAGAGAACUGGUUUGUGGAGGUUUGAAACCCCAUAGAAUAGCUGCUCUUUUUAAAAUGGGAAAUUUCUUUUGUGGGGAUUUUGAACCGCCACAAACAUUAACCAAGAACUGUCACAAAAUGCUAGCACAGAACCCCCACAAAGGGAUAGAAAACCGCCACUAA
Messenger RNA from Arachis ipaensis, 699 nucleotides. NCBI's taxonomy places the organism in Eukaryota, Viridiplantae, Streptophyta, Magnoliopsida, Fabales, Fabaceae. The record is from RefSeq and is a predicted model, not a curated record.